Aureobasidium musti is the source of this 1659-nucleotide messenger RNA. The record is from the annotation of a GenBank genome assembly. NCBI's taxonomy places the organism in Eukaryota, Fungi, Ascomycota, Dothideomycetes, Dothideales, Saccotheciaceae.
AUGGCACUUCUGGACCAUCUGCCGAACAUUGGCAUCUUCGCCAUCUCUGCAGUGGUUCUUUAUUUUGCAACUCAGGUCAUCUACAACCUCUAUUUGCACCCACUCUCGCAGCAUCCCGGACCCUUUCUCAAUGCCAUCUCUCCUCUCCCUCGCCUCUGGUUGAACAUCAACGGCCACGAACCUCAAACAGUCCUCAAAUGGCAUCUCAAAUACGGGCCUAUUGUUCGUAUGGCCCCAAACGAACUCUCCUUCAUAACUCCAGUUUGGAANGACAUCUACGGUUUCAANAAGCCAGAAUUGACCAAGGAUUGGACCAAUUACGCGCUUUCUGAGAACACUAAGCGAUCGAUUCUUUUGGCUGGUGCCGAUCAUGGUAGACAGAGAAAGAUGCUGGCACCUGCGUUUGGUGAGAGAGCUUUGAAGUUGCAGCAAAGUAUGUUGACAACGUAUACCGGUAUGAUGGUUGAAAGAUUGGAGGAAAGGAUGAAGGAGAACAAGGCUAUCGAUAUGGCCAAGGUUUACAAUUGCGUUACUAACACGACACUAAUCGAAUUCACAGCNUUCGACACUAUCGCUGAUUUGAUGUUCGGCAAAUCUCUCGGUCUCUGCGAGAACAUGGAAUACUCAGACUGGCUCUCCCAACUCUUCGGUUCUAUCUGGCUCGCUGGUACCUCUCGCGCCCUCCAAUACUUCCCUCUUCUAUUCCGCCUCGCCACGAUGAUGAUACCAAAACACAUCCAAGACUCCAUCGACUCCUCCUACCAAAACACUGUCGAUAAGGUCAACAAGCGUCUCGAGAUGAAGACAGAAAGACCCGACAUGUUGGGAUUGAUGCUCAAGCAUAAGGAGGAAGGUGCAGAGAUGACGAUGGAUGAGUUGUAUGCUAACGCCGAUUUGUUGAUGAUUGCUGGUACCGAGACCACGGCGACGAGCUUGUGUGGAUUGACUUGGCAUUUGUUGAACAACAAGCCUGUGCUCGAUCGCUUGACCAAAGAGAUCAGAGAGGCUUUUACCAGCAUCGACGACAUUACCAUGGAGUCACUGCCUAGAUUGCCUGUGAGUUGGGAAACAAUAAGGACGAUAACCACAAGAGGGAGAAGAGAGCUAAUCAGAACUCCAUUUGCANNGUAUCUAUCUGCCUGUCUGGAAGAAGGCAUGAGAAUGUUCCCUGCGGUUCCCGAAGGCAUCAGAAGAAUCACUCCUCCCACCGGCGCAACAAUCGGCGGCCACUUCAUUCCAGCAAACGUAGGUGACCUUCUCCCAUCAUCUUCAUACCGUGUACUAACCCCCCCUCUCCUUUGCAGNGUCAAAGUCAGCAUCCCUCACUACGCAGCCUACCACCAUCCCGCCAACUUCACCUCGCCCAAUACCUUUGCCCCCGAACGCUGGCUACCCUCUUCCCAUCCUCUAUACUCCACCGUCUACGAUAACGACAGAAAAGACGUGUUCCAACCCUUCUCAGUGGGUCCUAGAAACUGUAUUGGGUUGACGUUGGCAUAUCACGAGAUGAGAUUGAUCAUGGCGAAUUUACUCUGGCAUUUCGAUGUCAAGCUUGCCGAGGAAGCGAGCAAGGAUUGGUUGGAUCAGACUACGCAUUUGGUUUGGGAUAAGAAGCCUUUGCCUGUGAAGAUUCUGUCUAGAGGGGAGAUUAUGGGUUAG